Molecule: messenger RNA, 1236 nt
Organism: Physella acuta
Lineage: Eukaryota; Metazoa; Mollusca; Gastropoda; Physidae
Source: RefSeq, a predicted model, not a curated record
UCAUUGGCUAUAGUAUCGAUUCGUAUUGAAAGACUAAAUUACAAACGUUGCAUUAUCGGAUGUAAACCUCUUCUGGUUUCAGACAAGACUGAAACAACAAUAAAGAAAUUUGUUUCAAAAGAUUCAAGAAAUAGGAUAAUUACGAGAAAAUGUUGCGACUCAAAACCAUAACAUUGAAAAGUUUCUUUUUGUCCCUUAUCUACUUUCACUCAGGCAAUGGCGAAACACCAAAACCAGCCUACAGAUCAGUAAGUAUUGGGUUAACCUUUUUGAGUCCAUCAACCGAAUGUACCAUGGGCCAUGCUUCGUAUAUAGAAAACCUGACUUUCGAUGUUUACAUCAACGCUAUGAAAGCCGACCCAAACAGUGGUUGGAACCUCUACAAAAUUGGUAUCUAUUUUUACUAUUCGGAAGAAGAUCGUGAACUAAUCUUGAACGUAUCUCAACCUGAUUUCUGUAACAACUACCCGGGAUGCAGCUCUGAUCUUGAUUCUAUGAAAUUCAAAGCCAGUGCGCUAACUCGAUUCACUGCGAGGGCUACAGAUGCAUUUAUUAGGGGCGAAUGGAAUACAGUGAACAAUAAAGAAGUUAUCAUUACUUACAGUAACAGACUGAAUGUUGGCUUAUUAACUCCUUACAACAGACACAAAGCCAUCGUUUCAUACGGUCUGAAUGGACAGGAAACUACUUAUCCUCUGGUUCAUGGAAAGCGUUGCUUUUUUUGGGGACGUACUUCCAACUCGGAUAGCUUGAUGAAGCUGAGAUUCUGCGCUUAUGACGGGCCAGUCAGGCAGGGAUUCAGUGACUUGCACUUGGCUGACUGUAAUGGAAAAACCGCUAGCGCACCGUUUGGUGUGGGUUGGGAAAAUUGUGUGAGUUUGGACUACUCUUGGACUGGUCAAGCGUGUUACGUCAUUUUCAGCUACGUUUCAUCUCCAUCAGCUUGCAGGAAAAGAGUGGAUUUUAAUUGCAGCAUUCUUCCCGAAAUAGAGUAUGUGAAACAGAUUCAGGGAUAAAUAAAUAAUUGGACAAGGCCUGGUCCUAGAUGGUGGAGAAUCAGAAAAAGAUAGCAACUACCAGCUGGAGUAUGAUUAAAAAAAACAAACAACGCUUUCUAGAAACAAAUACUUUUAGGAUGACAAUUAACAAUAAAAAAAUAACUUUUAUUCCCAUUAUUUUAAUAGAUGAGUUUUGAAGUUUGAUCAAUUGUGUGUAACAAAAAAGAAAUAAAUAAAA